Radiomyces spectabilis is the source of this 888-nucleotide messenger RNA. RefSeq lists its product as uncharacterized. Bases 1 to 888 code for a protein of 295 amino acids. Lineage: Eukaryota; Fungi; Mucoromycota; Mucoromycetes; Mucorales; Radiomycetaceae. The record is from RefSeq and is a predicted model, not a curated record. The transcript has a single exon.
AUGUUUACAAAAAUCAAGCUCUGCAUCAAAAAGAUACCCUUUACUAGCUCCAGUCUACUGGCACGUAAUAAUGACAAUCUGUCCUUCCGAAAAACACCGCUCCAUACGAUAGCCUCUCGAAUGUUCAAGAAAAAGCCGAUCGUUACUUCGUCCGAGAAACCGAAAUCUGCGACAUCAUUUAUUCCUUCUUCCUUCUCAGUCGUAGCAUCGCUGAAGCUAAAGUUGAAAGACCCAAAAUCAAAACCGACGGCGGCUGCCAAACCGAGCGACGACACCGUGUACAUUGAAAAACAAUCAACUGCCGAGACUACAUACGAACCGUUGCAGAACCCCGUUGGAAACACGUCGUUUUUAGGUAUCACGGCAAAGCAGCCAUGGUAUUUAAAGCUGCAGCGGAAAUGGAUCCGACCGCACACCCCUCUUUACGAAGUUGGUUUUGAUGACGGAACAUGGUUGCCCUUGCAACAGAGGACCAGCAGAAAUAUUGAACGUAUACGUGAUCUCGGUUUCUCCAAAUUCGACAUCCGCUGUGAUCAGCAUUUGAUGGAUCAACUCGCGUCCGUAUCUUCAACCAGCGACAUGGAUGUUCAGUUAGAAUUAUGGUUCCAGCGUGCCAACCUUCAUUUGCCCCAAGGAUUUCAAAUUCGCCGCGCUCACUGGUGGCGAACACAUAUGGUGGGCAUCGGGUAUCUACCGGUCAUCGGUACAAGCCAAACCUCUGAAACCAGAACCGUGAGCUCUUGGACGGGUACAACGCUUGAACAUGCCCUUGGCAACAAAAAGCGGAUUCCGUAUAUCACCACGGCAUCCUUACUAUUACCGACUUCCUGCAAACCGCUACAGUACCGUCCGUACUUUGACUAUAGAAACUCUUGUAUCGUCAUCUAA